This is a messenger RNA of Sphenostylis stenocarpa, 408 nucleotides long. Lineage: Eukaryota; Viridiplantae; Streptophyta; Magnoliopsida; Fabales; Fabaceae. The record is from the annotation of a GenBank genome assembly.
AUGGAAGCUGAGAAUCUGGCCAGGUUGAGGGAGUCUCAAACACCAUUGUUAGGCGGAGAGAACCCAGAGUUGCAUCCUUCAGAUUUUUCGGGUGUCACCCUUAAGAAAAAGGAUAUUCAGACUCCAAAUCCAUUGUUAGGUGGAGAGAACCCAGAGUUCCAUCCUUCAGAUUUUUCGGGUGUCACCCUUAAGAACAAGGAUAUUCAGACUCCAAAUCCAAUGCUGACUCCUUCUGCAACUCCUGGAGGUGCAGUUCUCACUUCUAGAAUUGGCAUGACACCAGCAAGAGAUGGAAGCCUUCCACAGCCCAAAAAUGAGUACCAAAUAGUGAUGGAACCAGUUCCAGAAGACGUCGAAGAGCCUGAGGAGAAAAUUGAAGAGGAUAUGUAUGAUAGAAUAGCAAGCUGA